Molecule: messenger RNA, 2458 nt
Organism: Clupea harengus (Atlantic herring)
Lineage: Eukaryota; Metazoa; Chordata; Actinopteri; Clupeiformes; Clupeidae
Gene: hectd1
Product: E3 ubiquitin-protein ligase HECTD1-like
Exons: 7
Coding region: 259-1311 (350 amino acids)
Biological process (GO): proteasome-mediated ubiquitin-dependent protein catabolic process; protein K63-linked ubiquitination; anatomical structure development
Cellular component (GO): nuclear speck
Molecular function (GO): protein binding; metal ion binding; ubiquitin protein ligase activity
Source: RefSeq, a predicted model, not a curated record
CUGGGCAUUUGGCUCUGUGACGACGACUUCCCUGACGAUGAAUCGCGCCAGGUGGAUCUGGGCGGCGGCCUGAAGCCUCCUGGCUACUACGUACAGCGCUCGUGCGGCCUCUUCCCCGCCCCCUUCCCCCAGGACAGCGACCAGCUGGACCGCAUCACCAAGCUCUUCCUCUUCCUGGGCAUCUUCCUGGCCAAGUGCAUACAGGACAACCGGCUGGUGGACCUGCCCAUCUCCCAGCCGUUCUUCAAGCUGCUUUGCAUGGGCGACAUUAAGAGCAACAUGAGCAAGCUGUUGUACCACUCCCGCAGUGGCCUCAGCACCAGCACCACCACCACCACCAUAGACUCCACGCUCAGCGAGCGCCACUUCCUGUCCGAGAUCCAGUCGGAGACGUCCACGGAGGAGGGCCCGGACUGCUACUCCGUGGGCAGCUUCGACGAGGACUCCAAGUGCGAGUUCAUCCUGGACCCGCCUAAGCCCAAGCCACCGGCCUGGUACCACGGCCUGCUGACGUGGGACGACUUUGAGCUGGUGAACCCGCACCGGGCACACUUCCUGCGCGAGAUCAAGGAGCUGGCCGUCAAGAGGAGGCUGCUCCUGACCAGCAAGACGCUGAGCGAGGACGAAAAGAACACGAGGCUGCAGGACCUCAUGCUCAGGAACCCCAUGGGCUCCGGGCCCCCAGUCUGCGUGGAGGACCUCGGGUUAAAUUUCCAGUUCUGUCCCUCAUCCAAAGUACAUGGCUUCGCGGCUGUGGACCUCAAGCCCAACGGAGAGGACGAGAUGGUGACCAUGGAGAACGCGGAGGAGUACGUGGAGCUGGUGUUUGACUUCUGCAUGCACAGGGGCAUUCAGAAGCAGAUGGAGGCAUUUAGAGAGGGCUUUAACAGGGUCUUCCCCAUGGAGAAGCUGAGCUCUUUCAGUCAUAAGGAGGUGCAGAUGAUCCUGUGUGGGAACCAGUCUCCAUCCUGGACGUCUGAAGACGUGGUGAACUACACUGAACCCAAACUGGGCUACACAAGAGAUAGCCCUGGCUUUCUGCGCUUUGUGCGGGUGCUGUGCGGGAUGUCCUCCGACGAGAGGAAGGCCUUCCUGCAGUUCACCACAGGCUGCUCCACUCUCCCCCCGGGCGGCCUCGCCAACCUCCACCCACGCCUCACUAUCGUCCGCAAGGUGGACGCCACUGAUGCCAGCUACCCCUCUGUUAACACGUGUGUGCACUACCUGAAGCUGCCAGAGUACUCCUCUGAGGACAUCAUGAGGGAACGCCUCUUGGCCGCCACCAUGGAAAAGGGCUUCCACCUCAACUGAGCAUGCUCGGCCCUGCCCUGCCCCUCUCCAGCCCCUCCCCCGUUUAACACAUGACUGACUGACUCCCCCUGCUGGUGAAGCCUGUUGUGUUUUGUCGCAGAAAACAAACAAACAAACAAACAAACAAACAAAAAAAAAGCAGCUCUGCUCUCUAAUGAUAUUUACUGCUCUCCCACCAAGCCCUGUUCCCCCUCCCUUCCUCUUCCUCAUGGCCCUUGGUGAAGAAGAAAAAGAAAAAAAACUUCAAGGAAAACAGCUCCAUGUUUGACUUUACUAGCUACUGAUACCGAAGGGGUCCUUCCCCCCCUAACAGACACACACACAUACACACAUGGCGCCAACACUCUCACGCACUCACACCCAUAUGCUGUUUCUCUGGCACAGGGCUGCCCAAGGGCUUGAGUGACAGGUGGCCUGGCCACGCCCUCUGCUGCUGUGUUGGUUCUCAUUCUCUGGCUGUGAGCAUCUGUGUAAAGUUCAACCUAGUUUAAUUUUUUCUGCCCCCAAGGUUUUUUUUUUUUUCCCUCCAUUUUCCCUUUUUUUCUUUUUCUCCCCUCUUCUUGCUGCCACUGUUCUGACAGCAUUUCUCUUCAUCACUCUCUCUCUCCCUCAGAGCUCAGUUGGUCCGUUUGACUGGGGGGGGGGGGGGGACCAGUGAGACACCUGCUUCUGUAGAGCUGAUACUACCGUGUUUGGGCAUUCCGCCACCCCAACCGCCCCCAUUAACAAGUUUUAAGUUUUACUAGUGCCUGCAUUGUUUGAACUGUUAGGAUUUUGUUUUCUCUUCUUUUUUUUCGUUUUACUUAAUCUUACGGCAUACAAUCAUGCAAAAGCUUACCCCCCUCCCCCCUCCGUAUUUGUUUAGCUUUUGUUACUGUGUGAGUAUGUUUUGAUUGUUCAUUGCCCAGCUACAAGGAUCAAAGUCCCUGAGUGCAUUUGUGUAAUUUUACAAUAAAGCUAGAGACAAAAAAAACACUGGUUCUGUGUGCAAGGCACAUUUAAGACAAAAGAAGCAAGCUAUGCUUUCCCUUGUAUUUUCUUUGUAUAUUAUAAACAUUUAUUUAACUCAAGUUGCAGUUUGAAGUAAACAAAUAUUUUCAAAUGUGUAUGCUCCGAAAAAAAAAUCAUUAAAAAUGUUUGCAAAGUA